This is a messenger RNA of Magallana angulata, 5618 nucleotides long. Its product is annotated as FERM domain-containing protein 5-like. The record is from RefSeq and is a predicted model, not a curated record. Bases 111 to 2045 code for a protein of 644 amino acids. The transcript has 17 exons. Gene Ontology annotation, molecular function: cytoskeletal protein binding. Gene Ontology annotation, cellular component: cytoskeleton. Lineage: Eukaryota; Metazoa; Mollusca; Bivalvia; Ostreida; Ostreidae.
UUGGAAUUGAAAUCGGAUGUGGAUAUACCUGUUUGGUUUUCUGUGAUUGGUUUUGUUGGCAUGUUCUAAAUGAUACUUAGGAAGCCAGGAAUUGAUUAGUUCAAGGGAGUAUGAAGAAAGUGUCUUACACUGACCUUGAUGGCUUAGAAGUCAGUGAAACGUUUAAAUGUAAGAAGGAGACCCCAGGUCAGGAGCUGUUUGAUCAAGUGUGUAACAAACUCAACCUAGUGGAGAAGGACUACUUUGGCCUCAGAUAUGUGGAAGACAAGCAAAGGUAUUGGUUAGAUCCUUUGAAGUCGGUGUAUAAACAGCUGAAAGGAGUUAACCCAUGCGUUUUGUGUUUUCGAGUGAAGUUUUAUCCUUCCGACCCAAUGAAGUUACAUGAAGAAAUAACAAGGUACUAUUUGUUCUUACAAUUGAGGCGGGACCUCCAUCAUGGCCGACUGCUGUGCUCACAGGCUGAUGCUCUUGUUUUGGCAGCCUAUAUCAUUCAGUCUGAAGUUGGAGAUUAUCACCCUGAGGACCAUCCCCAAGGAUAUGUGUCCGAGUUCAAGAUGCUCCCCAAACAGAAUGCCAAAAUGGAGGCAGAAAUCAUGGAGAUUCACAAAAGCUUAACAGGGCAGGUACCAGCGGAAGCAGAGGCUAAUUUCUUGAAGAAAGCUGCCACUUUGGAUACAUACGGAGUAGACCCUCACCAAGUCAAGGACCAGAAGGGUGUUUCAUUAUACCUCGGAGUUACUCAUCAAGGAAUUAUGACUUUCCAUGGAAGUCGCCGUACUCAGCUGUACAAGUGGAUCCAAGUCAAGAAGAUGCCUACAUAUGAAGGGAAGACUUUUAUUCUUCAUGUCAAUAUGGCAGAGGAUGACGGUCAAGCAAAUAAUAGAAAGCGUAACUUCUCAUAUAUUUGUACCGGACCCAUAGAAAAGCAGAAGCCGAUCGGCUACAAAUGUGACACACUGGCUGCCUGUAAAUAUCUGUGGAAAUGUGCUGUCGAGCAACAGCUGUUCUUCACAUUAAAAGAAUCUGUUCAUCCCCCUAAGCUUAGAUCAGGCCACAGUCUCUUCUCCAGGGGCUCCAAAUUUCGAUUCAGUGGAAGAUGUCAGCAGGAGGCUGUUGCUGCGAGUGAGGAUAUCAAGCGGAACGAACCAAACUUUAACAGGUCCUCUUCUUUGCCAAAUUAUGGUCGAAAACCUGACAGCAAAACCUCUCCCAACAAACACAAGUCUCUGGUAUUGGAUAUUCCAAUCAAGGAAGAUAAAAGAAAAUACAGGGUAAACAAGGGGGUAUACAAGGAAUCUGCUGUGGAUGUACCCAAAAGAGAACCAGCUAAGAAGAUAGAGGUUGUUCAACCAGCUACAACCAUUGCACAGGUCACUGCACCAGUUGCCACACCAGAAGAUUCUGUUGUAUCAGAAAUAGUGGAGCCAGAAAAAACCACUUCUACUGAAACAGAACCACCAAAACAAAAUGGCAGUAUACCUACUGUGGUUCUUAAUUCAGGAAAUGAUGAGAUUCCUCCAUAUGAGCCAAACUUUACAGUGAUUGAGGACCCCUUGCCUGUCAAAGAGGACAGUGUUCAAAGGGCCCAGCCAGACAGUGAUGAUGAUGAAGAUGAGGUUGAGGAAAAUGAGGCCAAGAAAACUAGUUUGGAGGACCAGAUUAAGGAUUUGGAGGAGGAGAUUGAGAGGAAAAGUAGCUUUUCUGGUUCCUAUCAGCCUGAGGAAAAUGUUCAAGAAGAAACAGUCAUCAAAGAAACCGUGGUGCCCAAAGCUAGCAACAACGUCCAGUCAACACCAAACUCAGAAAACCACGUGGGUAAUUCCACAAAGAGCGUGACAGAGGAGCCCCAGAGUGGGGGAGGGGGCUGCUGUAGGGUAUUCCUCUUGACCUUCUUCUUUAUAUUUCUCACCUUAACGGUUACAGCCAUUGCUCUCUUGAAUUCGAGCUUAGACCAUCCAUUGUUGACUCAGCUAAGACAGCAUGUUCAGUUUUUAAAUCCAGCAAGAGAUUACAUCAUGCACAGAAUGAACUCAUUCAUGUCUUAGAAUUAGAGGUAAAGGGAGGGUUUUACAGAUUUUGUUUUUAUAUAGACCACUUUGUUGCUCAUACAUGUAGCUUGUGGGAACUGUCCUGGCUAAGAAUUCUCUUUUUGGUAGUGGUGUUUUGUCUUGAAGACAAGAGAGGCUACAUAUCUUUAUAUACAUAAAUGAUACAAAUAUAGGUUUAUAAACUUGCAUGCAAUUGAAUAAGGAUUCUCUAGCUGUGUAAUUUGUUAUUUAACAUGCUUUGUUGCUCCAUUUAUUCAUCUUGGAAAAACAGGAGUUUUUAAUUUUUGUUGCAUUUUAUGUUCAUGUUUACAAUCAUAUGUGUUAACUCUGAUAUGUAACAGUGGAUUAGGAGUUAAUGUUGUGGAGAUGACCUUGAACUUAAUCAGGGAGUUGUGAAAAUGACCUUGACCUGAUAUUUUAGGAGAUUAUGUUGUUUGAUUAUCUAGUAGAAUGGCAUUUUUAUGCAGUGAAGUUUCAAAGUGUUUCCAUGAUUGAUAAAGGUUUUCUGUGUGGCAGCUAUUUUCUAUGACAGAGUUUUUAUUGCAUAUUCUUUACCAAAUGAAGAUGUAUUUUGUUGACUUUUGUUUCAUAAAUUUCUCUGCUUUUCAAUAUCUGCAUUUAUCUACGGUCUCAGAUUCUGAAAAGUCUCUAUCUUUAGGUCUCAUUGUUUUUGCCAGUCGUUGAAUUAAUUUUUCUUAAUUUCAACAAUCUAAUUACUUAAUGCAAUGUUGAAGUGUUGAAGAAAUGUUAAAAUGAAUGAAGUGAUCUCACAAUGUUAACUAGAGCAUCUCUCACUCACCAAAACAUAACUGGUUAUAUAGUUUUGAGGUUGUAUAAUAAUCAGAUAUUUUGGACAGUCUGAAAACUAGGAAAACAAUGAUAGUGAUUUUAAGUGCAUGUCUAUCACCUGAACCAUUUUAUCUUAGUUGCCAAAAGAUUCAACAUAUCACAAAGUUUUGGGGCAGUAUUUUUCUUUUUUUUCCAGUUUAAAAAAGAAUGUUUUUUUGUGUUUGCAUGUCUUUCUAAUUGGAAUGUAUGCAUUUUUGCAGUCCGUAUAGCCAUGCAGAAAAUAUGACUUUAACAAGGGUUGUCCUUUUGUCUCUGUUGUUAUGUCCGUAAUCCACUGUUACUUUGGUGAUUCAUAGCGCAAGAUAUUUGUGUAACUUUUGCUCUUUUUCAUUCAUGUACUUCAAAGUAAUAUAUUAAUGUUUUAGAAAUUUAUAUUUUAUUGUAAUUUUAUUUUUGUUACAAACUUCUCUUUUAUUUUGCGAGCUGGACCAAUAUGUUUUUUAUAAACUCGUAACAUAAUAUAUAUUUCAUUUGUAUAUCUACUGUAUUAUAUAAUUUUGUACUAGUCUCAUGAUGCUGCAGUAGUUAGCAUGCACAUGCUUGCUAUUUGCUUCAUUUUUAUCAUAACAUACGUUGGUAUUCUUUAUAAAUUGUAGCAUGAAAGGUUUUUUUUUUCCUAUUUGUUGUAUUUUUUCCAAUGUUUGAGUUUUUAAACUACAGAUAUAUAUUUACACAUAAUUUGUGAUCUAAGUUUUAGAGCAGAGAGCUGUUCUUUUAUCAAUGAAGAAUGAAAAAUGUUUUGUGUAAAGCAGUAGGUUUUAAAAUUAGCACUAUAUGUGCACAUUAAUUGACUGUAAGAAACAAGGUUUGUUAGCCAAAUUCCAAAAGAUUGGAAGACAUUUUUACAAAAUAUUGGUCUGCUUUAUUCAUUUCAUUCUGUAAUUGUGAUAAGAUGCCUUUGUAUUUCAGUUUUGUGCAAUAUUUUUAAGUCCAACUGACUAAUUUUUCACAACAAUUAGUAGUUUCUUAGAAUGCAUGUGUCUCAUUUUGCUCUUAAGGCAUAACGGAAAGUCUCCAAUUUUUUCAUUUCAGUCAUUUUCACAUCACAAACUAAUUAAACUGGGGGUUGUGGAAUUGAUUUUAUUCCCUUGGAAGCUUAUUAAAAAAAAAAAAUUCAACGUGGGUUUAUGUACAAAAUGUAUUGUCGGCUAGAUCUGCAUACUGCUUUUAGGACAAUUCGUAUUUUUUCUGCAAUAUACAUACAAGCCGGAUGAAUUUUCAUUUCGUUUUCGUAGUGACCUUUCGUUUGCUGUUGCUAUUCCUCACAGCAAAAAAUAUUUGCUUUAUAUGUUGUCACUUUCUGUUGAGAUAUCAUGUCUGAUAUAUUUAUGAUUCUUUCUGUGAAGAUAUAAUUUUCAGUUCACAUAAUUACUAUUUUCUGUUGUUUUUUCAAAGGGUUGGGGUUGCAGAAAUUAUAUUGAAAUUAUAAACAAAACUGACUAAGUGAGGAAUACAAAGAUACAGCUUAAAUUGAGGAGUUAGAUGGAUGUUUUGAUUUCAUUAGUAAAUGAAACUAAUUGUCGGUUUUACAUAGAAAGUAUUAAGAAAAGGUUUUUCAAGGCCUUAUACUUGACAUUGAGAUGGGAGAAGUCUAUGGUUUCGAUGUAUUUUGCAGAAACUAAGCAUAAAAUUGGAGAUGACUUGGCUUAACCAUUUUGAGUUAACAGCAAGGGCAUUAUGAAUAUAAUACUUUUAUUUUUACAUGCUUUAUGAAAUUAUUUUUAAAAAAAAAACUGGAUCAAAAAGUGGCAUAAUUUGGACACAAGGGUCUUCAUAUUGCUAACUUUAAGUAAAAUGCUAGUAAUAUUCAAUUAUUUUUCAUCAUGAACAAUUGUAUUGUGUACUCAUGUUUAUAUAGACAAUGAUUUUUCAGUAUUGGUUGUGGACAAGAUGUAUUGGUUUUGUUUUAAGCAGAGCAGCCUCAUAUGUAAAUUUGUUGCCGGAACUGAACAUUGCAUUGUGUUUAUACAUAUUAUUUGUUAAUGUUUGUACAGUUGAAAGUAGGUUUAGUUCAAAACUCCAUACUCACUUUGUUUAGCAAACACUCAGCAUGUUAUUUUUUAGCUUGUUUUCCAAUCAUCUAAAUGUUAUUUUCACAAGUCAACUUGUCCUACAGCCUCGGGUGGACUCUGACCACUAACAUCCGAGAAGGCUUGAUUUUUUCCGGAAUCAAGAUAUAUGAUUUAAAAAGCCAGUUAUUUUAUUAAUAGAUAAGGAAAAAUCAACCUGAAUGUAUGUAUACUUUUACUUUAAGUACAGCUAUGUCUAAUAGAAUUUUCAAAAACAAUAUGUUUUACAAUUUUAUCUGUUUCUUCAAACCAUAUGGGUAUUUUUUUUUCCAACGUAAUCUAUUAAACAUGUAAAAAUUUAUUCAUUAUUUUAAAAAAUUAUAUAAAUCAAAUAUGCAUAUAACUUAAUAUAGAUUAUGUUAUAAGGAAUCUAUUUGUAUUCAUUAGUAAAUGAUUUUGCUUAAAACAAGGAAAAAUCCAACCUUAAAUGCUGUCUUUUGAAUGUAAUUUGCCUGCACUGUAGGUGUUUAUUUUUAUCACUCAAUGAGUUUUAAGACUUUUUGUGUCAUUAAGUUGUUUAGGAUGCAACUAGUAGAGUCCUAAACUAAGCAAUAUUUGAACAGUUUUGGAUCCAAGGUUCCUUAGUUUUUUUUGUGUUUUGAAGUAAAUGACUGGUACAGAAUUAAUUUGAAAUAAAUACACUUCAAAUGAU